This is a messenger RNA of Mesocricetus auratus (golden hamster), 978 nucleotides long. Its product is annotated as taste receptor type 2 member 140-like. The transcript has a single exon. The record is from RefSeq and is a predicted model, not a curated record. Gene Ontology annotation, biological process: G protein-coupled receptor signaling pathway; sensory perception of taste; detection of chemical stimulus involved in sensory perception of bitter taste. NCBI's taxonomy places the organism in Eukaryota, Metazoa, Chordata, Mammalia, Rodentia, Cricetidae. Gene Ontology annotation, cellular component: membrane. The coding region runs from base 1 to 978 and encodes 325 amino acids. Gene Ontology annotation, molecular function: G protein-coupled receptor activity; bitter taste receptor activity.
AUGAGUACCGUCACACAGACCACAUUAUUAAUCAUUUUUAGCGUGGAGUUUGCCACAGGAAUUUUAGGAAAUACAUUCAUGGCACUGGUGAACAUCAUGGACUGGGUGAAGAAAGGCAAGAUCUCUGCUGUGGAUCAGAUCGUUACUGCUCUGGCCAUUUCCAGAUUUGCUUUUCUAUUGUUGCUACUCAUAAUUUUCUUGAUAUCUGAUCUGUACCCAGCUCUAACAACAACUGAGAAAAUGAUCAGAAUAACUAAUGCUUCCUGGAUACUGACCAAUCACUUUAGUAUCUGGCUUGCUACAUGUCUCAGCAUUUUUUAUUUUCUCAAGAUAGCUAAUUUCUCAAGCUCCCUUAUACUUUACCUAAAGUGGAGAGUUAAAACUGUGGUUUUAGUGACACUCUCAGUGUCUCUGAUCAUCCUGUUUGUAAAUGUUGUAGUUAUAAACACACACAUAGGUGUCUGGAUUGGUCAAUGUAAGUCGAAUACAUCCCACAGUUCUAUCGCAAGUAAUGUUGCACAGCUUUCUAAACUUGUUUUCCUCACCAACACUAUGUUCACACUCAUACCCUUCACUGUGUCCUUGAUCAUUUUCAUCUUGCUUAUCUUCUCCCUGUGGAGACAUUUGAAGAACAUUCAAAACUACUCCAAAUGUUCCAAAGACAUUAGCAUCACAGCCCACAUAAAGACUCUCGAAACGGUGGUUGCUUUCCUUUUGCUAUAUACUGUUUUCUUUGUGGCACUUGCUUUUCAGUCUUGGAAAAGUAAAACUCAUCAUAGAAAUCCAUCUAAUUUGAUUUUAUUGGAUGCUGGACUUGUCUUUCCCUCAGGCCAUUCAUGUGUCUUGAUUCUGGGAAACAGUAAGCUGAGACAAGCAUUUCUUUCCAUGAUGUUGUGGAUGAGGUGCAGGCUAAAGGAUGCAGAAGUUCUUGACUUCUUAGAACAUAUAAGAGAUUGUCUUCCAUAUUCUAGAGGAUGA